CCGGGCCAGCCGAGAGAGCGCAGCUGGCGCGGACUAGGGGCAAGAGCCUCCGAGCCACCGUGCCCGCCCCAGGACCCUGGGUUCAAUGCACCGCGACAGCACCUGUGGCCCCACCGAAGCAGCUGACAUGCCCAUCACCAAGUACCCCCAGAAGUCACAGCCCCUGUGGAAGGAGUGGGACCGGAAGGCCCAGAAGAACGGGCCGAGGCACGAGGUACAUGCUGUCAAUGGCGACCGCUACAUGGGCGAGUGGAAGGACGACAUGAGGCAUGGGAAAGGAACACAGAUCUGGAAGAAGAAAGGUGCCAUCUAUGAGGGGGAUUGGAAGCUUGGGAAGCGAGAUGGCUAUGGCACCCUCAGCCUUCCUGACCAAGAGACGGGAAAGUACAGGAAAGUUUACUCGGGCUGGUGGGCAGGCGAUAAGAAAUCGGGCUAUGGGAUCCAGUUUUUCGGACCUAAGGAGUAUUACGAGGGUGACUGGUGUCGAAACCAGCGCAGCGGAUGGGGCCGCAUGUACUACAGCAACGGCGACAUCUACGAGGGCCAGUGGUUGAACGACAAGCCCCACGGGGAGGGCAUGUUGCGCCUGAAGAAUGGAAACCGCUACGAAGGCUACUGGCAGAGAGGCAUGAAGAAUGGGCCAGGGCGUUUCUUCCACCUGGACCACGGUCAGCUGUUCGAAGGCUUCUGGGUGGACAGCGUGGCCAAGUGUGGCACCAUGAUCGACUUUGGCCGUGACGAGGCCCCUGAACCCACUCAGUUCCCCAUUCCUCAGGUGGGCAGCCCUCCUCCUGCCCUCACCAGGGCCCUGCAGCCACACCCAGACAGACAGACAGACACCAGCAUCCUCAGCCCACCUUGCCCCACCAGGGAACAGACAAGCAAGCUGUGUGCUCAGUCUGGGCAUCCCCAGCGAGGCUGGCAGCCCUGGGCUUCCAUGGCCCCCAAACCCACCUUUGGUGCUUCCCUCCAGGUCAAAAUCCUAGACCCUGAUGGUGUGCUGGAAGAAGCACUGGCCAUGUUCAAGAAGACUGAGGAGGAAUGAGAAGAUUGAUGCCAGAGAGAAUACCAAAGCUUGGCCCUUUGGGAGAAAUCCAAGCAAAUAUCACCAAACUGCGCAGACCAGUACCGCUCACCUGGGAGAAGUGAGUGGUGGCUCCAGACACACCUUUGGCACCCUCAGAGGACAUCUCACUCCUGCUAGGGCUGGAUCCUUCUUUGCCCAUGGAGGGGACAGGACUUCCUCACCGGCCUGGUGGCGGGGACCCUCCCUCUCCUCACUGACUUCAUCCCUAUACCCUUCCUGAGUGCAUGAGAAUAAAGGAGAGCCUGGCGGUGUGAGCCGGGCUGCGGGGUGAGGCAGGGAGUGGGGAUGCCCUGGGAGGAGUCCCAGGUGGAGAAGAGGGAGGAGGUUCCCAUGGGGGCCAUGGAUUUACCUGGGGAGAAGGGGCAGCGCCUCCAGGUCUCUGACCCCUGAGUACCCAAGAGAUGAGACAGCCUGCAAGCAGUCAGAGGAGCCUGGUCAACAAGAUCUUAGAUUAAAACUUGACCUGGAUUUCCAGUUUAACACAGGGGCUCGCAACCUGGGAAUCACGUGGGAGCGUUCAGCAACAGACGCCCAGGUUCCACGCCCAGAGAUGCUAAUUCAUCUGGAGUGAGGCCUGGACUUUGUAAUAAAUUAUGCAGGUGAUUGUUAUGUGGAGCCAGGGCUGAGAGCCUGACUUACUGUGGGUCCCUAAGCACGUGCCCUCAGUUGCCCCAUCUGUAAGAUGGACCUCAUGAGACCUCACAGGGGUGUUUUGAGGAUUUGAUGAGAACCGAUGUCAUGAUGCUGGAUAACAUGUACUGAGGUUAAUUGUGGGCCAGAUACCAGCGAAGAGCUUUGCAUAAUUCUAACCCAGACAGCUAAGAGGGACCUUUGCAUAAUGGUAAGAGCAUGCGCUCUUGAGUCAGACUCUCUGGGUGUGAAUCCUGGAGGUGGGUUAUUAGCUGUGUCCUUGGGAAUGUCACCAUCCCUGUUUUCUAGGUUUCCUCCCCUGUAACUCAGGGACAAUAGUGGUACCUACCACCCAGGGUUAUCUUGAGGAUGAAAUAGGGCAGUGAUUCUCAACCAGGGCGAUUUUGCCCCUCUUCCAGGAAAGCUUUGGCAAUGUCUGGAGACAUUUUUGGAUGUCACUACUCAGGAGUGCUACUGGCACCUAGUGGGUAGCAGCCAGGGCUCCUGCUAACGUCCUACAAAGCACGGGACAGCCCCCCAUCACAAAGAAUGAUCUGGCCCAAAACAUCAACAGUGAGGAGGGUAAGAAACUCUGAAAUACAGUGAAGCUGGUAAUACUCUCAGCAAGUAUCCGCACAGAGUAAAGACCCAAUAACCGCUCACUGACAUUGAGGUUUACCCUGCCCCCUAAAUCUUGAGCAGGGUGGCCUGACCAAGGGCCUGGUUCUCAGAAAGCUGAGCCUGGCCACCCUGGGAUACAGCAAUAACAGUAACUGCCAGGCACUGUGCUGACAGCUUUGCAUGUCUCUGCUGUGACCUCCUCCCCCACCCCAACCUGUAGAUGUCCUGCUAUUAGUACCAUCUUAGAAGAGGAAACUGAGGUUCAGGGAGGUCCACAAGUCACCAAGCUAGAGUGUGCCUGCACUUGUAUUUGGAUCCAUCUGCUCUUAAGGUGCACACUAGUGUGUACAGAAGACUACCACUCUACAGAAUAAGUAUGUGGUGUGCCCUUGAUCUAUAAAAUCUCUCUAGAAGGGUAACACAGUAAAACUGGUUAACAACGGUGGUCUCUGGGGAGGAAGAGGACUUUUCACUGUCGUAUUUGGACCCCCGUGAAUGUACUGUCUAUCCAAAAUAGAAAUAAAACUGAAAUUGAAGAGAGACUGUGUUCCUAAGCACCACUGUUUCCCAAGUUGCUGGGUGUGAGAGGACCUCGGGUGCUUGUUAAAAAUACAGACACACCCAGCCUGACUCCAAUCAAUCUCCAGGGGAAGGGUUUGGAAAUCUCCAUUUUUACAAGCCAAGCUCGUGAUUCUUGAAUUCAGCCCAGUUUAGGAGCAAAUUUAAGACUUCUAUGCUGGAAUCGGAAUCCAGAAAUGACUCCACCAGAUCCGGGGCCUCUGUACAAAUAGGGAGGCAGACACCUUAGGAAACACGUGAAAGACAUCUGGGCCUUCUCUGGGGAGUAGUGGGGGGCUUCCCUUGGGGGCCGCUGCCUAGUCCUACCCAGCCCUUCCACCCCAAAGGGCAUCCGGGGAUAGGGGAGGGGUGGGGAGAAGCUUCGGCAGGAAGAAGCAGGCCCCUCCCUGGCCAACCCACAAAGCUGCUACUCAGUGCCCAAGUCAGCGCAGGAGGAUAAGAGCUUAAGGCCACACUUUCCAAACUGUUCAAGUGACUUGGGGUUCUGUGGAAGCAUCCUGGGAAACCAUUAUAAGAAAGACAAAAAUGUCAGGCUUGUCCAUGCCCCAAUUUUCAUUUCAGCCAUAGCACUUGGCUUUUAAAAAGCCAUUUUAUAUAUGGAACAGACAGAGGUCUCAAACUCAAGGGCCUCUGGGGGCCGGGCAAGUGAAGCUGGCCCGGUGUGAGGCAAGAGGGAGUGGUGGGGAUUGUGGUGAACAGGUGGAAGGCGGUGGCUGCUGCACAAUUCCUGUUCAUUUUUGCUCUAAAAGAAGGUGGGCGUGGGGCUGCUGGAUCUUGCAGUUUUUCUAGCAAGUCCAGAAUCAGCCCAGGUUUAAGAUUUUUGUGAGGUCUCUUAAGUCGGACGUCCCAGGUUUGGAUUCUGGCAAGUUAUUUACCCUCUCUGGCCAUCAGCUGUGCCAUCUGUAAAGUGAGGAUAGUAAUGGUACCCAUCUCACAGGGAUGCUGAUGCAUAGUGCUUAGGACAGUAUCUGCACAAACACUAGCAGUUAUUUUGUUGUUGUUUUAAAAAGACCUGGACACAUGGUCACUUACAUAAUAUUCCUGCCAAAAUGCAUAACCUGAAUGGACUAAUGACAAACCAACCAGAGGGGACAGUCUACAGAGCUGUUGGCCUUGACUCUUCAAAAAGGUUUAAUAUUAUGAAAGACAAAAGCUAAGGAACUCUCCGGAUUAAAGGAGGCUACUCAAUGUAAUACAUGAUCUUGGACUGGAAAGAACACUGGUGGAAAAGAACAUCACUGGGACAAGUGGGAAACCUGAAUAUGGACAUUAUGUAACAGUAUUCUAUUCAUGUCAAAUUUACGGAAUUUGAUAACUGAACUGUGGUUAUGUAGGGGAAUGUCCGUGUUUUUAGAAGUAUUUAGGCAUGAAACGGGGCCCUGUGGCACAGUGGUUAAGCACUCGGCUGCUGACAAGAGGUUGGCAGUUAGAACCCACCAGCUGCUCCAUGGGAGAAAGCUGUAGCAGUGAGCUUCCUUAAAGGCUGCAGCCUUGGAAACUCUAUGGGGCAGUUCUACUCUGUCCUAGAGAGUUGCUAUGAGUCGAAAUCGACUCGACGGCAACAGCUUUAGUAUCUGGUUUUUAUUUAGGCAUGAAAGAUUGUGCUAUCUGUAACUAAAACAUAUGGUUCAGGGGAAUUAUAUAUUUCACUUACUAUUCUUGUGACUUUUUGGUAGGCUUAAAAUUUCUCAAACUGCUGAAAGAAAUGAAAAACUUUGCUUAGG
This is a messenger RNA of Loxodonta africana (African savanna elephant), 4641 nucleotides long. RefSeq names its product MORN repeat containing 3 (gene MORN3). NCBI's taxonomy places the organism in Eukaryota, Metazoa, Chordata, Mammalia, Proboscidea, Elephantidae. The record is from RefSeq and is a predicted model, not a curated record. The transcript is spliced from 6 exons. The coding region runs from base 86 to 1045 and encodes 319 amino acids.